Messenger RNA from Astrephomene gubernaculifera, 2716 nucleotides. Lineage: Eukaryota; Viridiplantae; Chlorophyta; Chlorophyceae; Chlamydomonadales; Astrephomenaceae. The record is from the annotation of a GenBank genome assembly.
UCAAUAAACUUGUUGAAGGGCAGGUUUCAGGGUCCGGUACGUUUUUAUUUAGACGUACCAAGGUGCCAGAUAUGGCCCCCACAAUGCUUUCUUUAUUGCCUAUCGGACAGAAUUUAUAGAUUUAUACGUAGGUAAUGCUGAGCCGCGUCUUAGCUUGUGGCAAAUCCUUUACACCUGUCUGACACUCGGAUUGUGGACGGGCACUCUCCUCUGAUUCCUUACCAUUAACGUGCGGCCAAGCAGCUGUUGACUCGUCAUGGCUGCCAUGACACGCUUUCAAUGGCUUGCGAGCGUUCUUCUAGCCGCCAUGCGUGUUGGAAGUGCAUUUCUUAUAAAAGAUCAACCUCGCAUAGGAGGUUCGGCGCUUGAUAUCCUUACUCCGUCGGUAGGGAUGCCGCAAGUCGACCAAGAGGAGUGGGCAACCUUCUUAACAGAAAACCUAGACAGGGACAUCUCGCCAUGGCAGGCCAGAGCACCCUUGAGCCCUGCAGACAUUCUGUCCCAGCACCAAACCCUCCUCAACGGCACCGGCAGGCCAGACGUCUUCCUUUUAGUCCUUAUAUACAACAACAGGAUUUAUUACCCCAACCGCACGGACGUCGAUAACACAGAGCCGCCAGCAUCAAUCAGUCCACAUGCGGCCGCCUUCCACCGCAAGGUGACCAGCCUGCUCGCCUCCGGCCGCCGACAGCUGCCUAACGCGCUGUUCGUUUACUCUUUUGAGGAUAACCAACCACGUUUUUGCUCUCCAAGCAGCCAGUACUGCCGUCGAGUGCCAUUGAUCAGCCAGGUCAAGACGCUGGGAGAGCCGGACGGUGAUGACCUGGACAUCCUGGUCCCGCAGUGGUUGUACACCCCCUCGCAGCUCUACAUGCACCCCUGGCACCUCAAGAAGGACCUGGCGUUCUUCCGUGGAGAGCCCUUUUGCAGCAGCUACUGGUGGGAUCGCUACCGCUGCCAUGACGCCUGUCCGCGCACCGCGCUAGCGCAGCUGGCAGCGCGGGACAUGGCCGCCGGCAACGCCAGCGUGUUGGAUGUGGGGCUGUUGAGGGGCGUGGAGCGGGAGAGGGGCGCGGACGGGCAGCCGUUGACGAGGUUCAGGUGUCUCAAGCAGGACCUGCCGGCGCUGCAGUGGGUGUCGCUGCCCGAGCACAGCCGCUACCGCUGGCUGCUACACCUUGAGGGACUCACGGCCAGCUCGCGACUGUCGCAGCUUAUGCUGGUCAACUCGGUGGUGGUCUUGCAGCGGCAGCCCUUCGUGGAGUACUUUUACCGGUCCCUCAAACCGCAUGUGCACUACGUGCCCUUCUGGAACGCCACAGACGAGUGGUUCAUGGCUGACAUCUAUGACGUCAUCGGGGAGCUGCGGCGCUGGGACGCGAGCGACCCACGGGCCAUCCAACGCAUCAUUCGGGAGGCACAGAACUUCGCACUCAAGUUCACCCUGCCCGCAGCUCGGCUGCAAUACUUGCGGGACGCGCUCACAGCUUACCGGGAGCUGUUCCCCAGCAUGGAUUCCUUUCUCGAGGAGUACGUGGCUGGGCUGCGGCAGCGGGGGUUCAGGAUUGAUGAGGAGAAGGAGGUCCUCAGGGCAGCAACAGCAGCAGCCGUAGCGGCUAGCGGAACGGUCGUUCGUUCAUCUGGGGGAGGUGGAGGAGCACGCAGAGCUGGGCAUAGACGCAGGAUAGUAGUGACAGCAGCAGCAGGCAAGCGACGGUAGGAAACUGCAUGCACGUACCAGCAGGAUGGACAUGAACCCUGCCUGCUGUGUCACGGUGGGGGAACGGAGCGUCCGAGCAUUUUUAGGUACCGGUAUUGUUGACUGGGAGAGAAAGCAGAAGUAAAACAUAAAGGUUAAGUAGCCAUGUUAAGCAUAGGUAUUUCCGGCGGUCUUUAAAACCUGCAAUGGUGUGAAGGGGUUAAUGUCUUCCAUUAUUCAUGCAAUGCCUUUAUGUAUAUUUGCAAUUUAUGUCGGCAUGUAUGCAGGUUAGGAUCCCAUUGCUGCUAUAUCAGGCAACAUUUCUGUGCUGAAGUCGCUGAUAUCGCACAUCCGUACGGAAGGCGGGAAAGGUCGUUUAAUCCUGGUUUGUUGGCAUGCAUGUGUUUGAAAGAGGAUGCUGAUCCAGGCUUUGUCUUCUUCUGCUGUCGGUUUUGCAAGUGUUGGUGUUGCCAUGUCCGGCGCACAUUAACUUUGAUGAGAACACGUAAAUGCUGUUUUGUUUGACUGUGAGUUGUCUGCAUGGGGACUGCAUGCAUCCUCUGGUCGUCUGCAGAUCUUUUUGCGGAUUGUUCCUGCUGAACUGAACAGGUGAUGAAAUGCUGGAUUAACUAGCGUGUGUGGCAUGCGUGAGCGUUAUACAUGCGGUGUUGUUGGUGCUGCUUGUUGGUACGGCGUUGAGAAAUUGUUGAUGAGGAAGGUCCUGAUCCCAGACGUUUUGGUGGGGUUUCUUAUAAGCAAGUGGCGGCCGACCGGCCGUGUUUGGUUGUUGGUGGUGUUUGGUUCUACAGAGCAAUGAAUGAAUGAUCGUCACAAUGGUUCCCUAAUAAAUGGUUACACGGCCAAUGGUUACACGGCCAAUUGGUUCUACAGAGCAAUGAAUGAAUGAUCGUCACAAUGGUUCCCCAAUAAAUGGGAACACGGCCAAUUGUCAAGUCUCGUUCCCAUGCCUUCAGGCCGGGUUUCGUGUGCCGACCUGGCCACCUGCCUCUCCACGUG